Molecule: messenger RNA, 7608 nt
Organism: Megalops cyprinoides (Indo-Pacific tarpon)
Lineage: Eukaryota; Metazoa; Chordata; Actinopteri; Elopiformes; Megalopidae
Gene: slc12a2
Product: solute carrier family 12 member 2
Exons: 27
Coding region: 559-4035 (1158 amino acids)
Biological process (GO): sodium ion transmembrane transport; potassium ion import across plasma membrane; potassium ion homeostasis
Cellular component (GO): membrane
Molecular function (GO): sodium:potassium:chloride symporter activity; ammonium channel activity
Source: RefSeq, a predicted model, not a curated record
GGGAAUCAUUGCGAGUCUAGGAGGAGUUGCGGCAAGGUCGGCUAUCAGCAUCCUUCGAACAAAAAAGCGCUGAAAAAAGACAAGACUGCGGACACUGUUUGAAUCGAUAGGAACGGACUGGAAGCCACCACGUCGCGUGCCGUCUCGGACCAUUUAGCUAUCCGUGCUAUGAAAUUUACAGCUGAAAGUUAAAGCCUUUUUUCUCCCCCUGACAGCCUGUUUAGUUAGCUAGCCAGCUAGCUAGCUAUCUACCAUUCUCCAUUUGUAUCCGCAUGUCUAGGGCUGUGCUACCAGUAGCAGUUUGCGAAAGGCUCUGCUGAAUUCGGAAGCUCUGCAUUUUCCAUGCACCCGCAUCCAGACGGUCUACCGGCGAAGUAGAAAGAGUGCCUGAUACCGCUACUUUUAUGUUGGAACCCGCUGAUACCGGCUUUAGAAUCGGUGUUCAGAUCUGGUUGCACACGAGCGGUGUCAGACAAUUAGCUCACUAGAUUGAUAUCAAUUUAAAAAGAGCUGUUCUUAAUUAUUCAUCGGUUAUAGUAGCUAGCUAGUUAGCUAGCCAUGUCCGCGCCAUCAUCGUCCACUUCUCCCGCCCCGGGAGAGAAGCCCCCUUCAGAACAAGAAGGACUGACGGUGGACGCUGGUUUGAAACCCGCGGGUCCGACGCCGAGCCAGAGCAGGUUUCAGGUGGAUCUGGUGGCCGAGGCAGCCAGCGCCACCGCUGGGGAUGCCAAAACGACCGACGAAGAUGCCUCCCCGCAGACAGCUGACGAGAAGGCUUCUCCCGCCGCGGGUAAGGCACCCGAGGGGUCGGAGCAGCCGGCGGCUGGCGAGGAGGCGAAGGGCAGAUUUCGGGUGGUGAACUUCGUGGAUCCCAGCGGUGCCGGGAGCCCCCCGGACGCGGUGCCCCCGGAGGGCGUCCAGAACGGAGACACGGUGAUGAGCGAGGGCAGCCUGCACUCUUCGACCGGAGGCCAGCAUCACUACCACUACGACACCCACACCAACACCUAUUACCUGAGGACUUUUGGCCACAACACUAUCGACGCGGUGCCGAACAUCGACUUCUACCGGCAGACCGCGGCGCCGCUCGGGGAGAAGCUGAUCAGACCCACCCUGUCAGAGCUGCACGACGAGCUGGACAAGGAGCCCUUUGAGGACGGCUUCGCCAAUGGGGAAGAGCUCACCCCCGCAGAGGAGGCGGCGGCCAAAGAGGCGGCGGAGUCGAAGGGCGUGGUCAAGUUUGGGUGGAUUAAAGGUGUCCUGGUACGCUGCAUGCUCAACAUCUGGGGUGUGAUGCUCUUCAUCCGCAUGUCCUGGAUCGUGGGCCAGGCCGGCAUCGCUCUCUCCUGUGUGAUCAUUCUCAUGGCCACGGUUGUGACGACCAUCACCGGCCUCUCCACCUCAGCGAUAGCAACCAAUGGAUUUGUACGAGGAGGUGGAGCGUACUAUUUGAUAUCCAGGAGUCUGGGCCCGGAGUUUGGCGGGUCCAUCGGCCUCAUCUUCGCCUUCGCCAACGCUGUGGCCGUUGCCAUGUAUGUGGUGGGCUUUGCAGAGACCGUUGUCGAGCUGCUGCAAAGCAUGGAUGCCCUCAUGACCGACGAGAUCAACGACAUCCGGAUCAUCGGCACCAUCACCGUCAUUGUGUUGCUGGGCAUCUCUGUGGCAGGGAUGGAGUGGGAGGCCAAGGCCCAGAUCUUCCUGUUGAUCAUUUUGAUCAUGGCCAUCAUCAACUAUUUCAUUGGGACAUUCAUCCCCAUGGAGUCUAAGGAAUCCAGAGGCUUCUUUGGCUAUAAAGGCGAAAUCAUGAUGGCGAACAUGGGUCCAGACUUCCGAGGCGAGACCUUUUUCUCCGUCUUUGCCAUCUUCUUCCCGGCGGCAACGGGCAUCCUAGCCGGUGCCAACAUCUCGGGAGACCUGGCGGACCCACAAAUGGCCAUUCCAAAGGGGACUCUGUUGGCCAUAUUGAUCACUGGAAUUGUUUACCUGGGUGUGGCCAUUUCUGCAGGGUCUUGCAUCGUGCGCGAUGCCACCGGAGCCAACACCACAGUCAGUAGCCAGAUGCAUUGCACUGGUGUGGCCUGCAAAUUCGGCUAUGACUUCUCCUCCUGCAAUAGCACAAAAUGUGAUUAUGGGCUCCAGAAUGACUUCCAGGUUAUGAGUGUGGUGUCUGGCUUCAGUCCCCUCAUCACUGCCGGGAUCUUCUCCGCCACCCUGUCCUCCGCCCUGGCCUCGCUGGUCAGCGCCCCCAAAGUCUUCCAGGCUUUAUGCAAAGACAACAUCUACCCUGGCCUGAGCAUGUUCGCCAAGGGCUACGGCAAGAACAAUGAGCCUCUGCGUGGGUACAUCCUGACGUUCUGCAUCGGCCUGGCCUUCAUUCUCAUCGCCGAGCUGAACAUCAUCGCUCCCAUCAUCUCAAACUUCUUCCUCGCCUCUUAUGCCUUAAUCAACUUCUCUGUGUUCCACGCCUCCCUGGCUAACUCCCCAGGGUGGCGUCCCAGCUUCAAGUACUACAACAUGUGGGUGUCCCUGGCCGGGGCUGUGCUCUGCUGUGUGGUCAUGUUCGUCAUCAACUGGUGGGCGGCCCUGCUGACCAACGUCAUCGUCAUGGCACUCUACAUCUACGUCAGCUACAAGAAGCCAGAUGUGAACUGGGGCUCCUCCACGCAAGCGUUGACCUACCACCAGGCCUUGACCCACAGUCUGCAGCUCAGUGGGGUGGAGGACCACAUCAAGAACUUCAGACCCCAGUGCCUGGUGAUGACUGGAUACCCCAACUCCCGUCCAGCUCUGCUCAACCUGGUCCACGCCUUCACCAAGAACGUGGGCCUGAUGAUCUGUGGGCAUGUCCGCACGACUUCCCGCAGGCCGAACUUCAAGGAGCUCGCAAACGACCAGAUCCGCUACCAGCGCUGGCUGUUGAGGAACGAGACCAAGGCCUUCUACACGCCUGUGUUCGCUGAAGACCUGAGGCAAGGAUCCCAGUACCUAAUGCAGGCUUCCGGUCUGGGUCGCCUCAAGCCCAACACGCUGGUGAUCGGCUUCAAGAACAACUGGCGGGAGGGUGACAUGAAGGACGUGGAGACCUACGUCAACAUGAUCCACGAUGCGUUCGACUUCCAGUAUGGUGCCGUUGUCAUCAGGUUGAAGGAGGGCCUGGACGUUUCACAUAUUCAAGGCCAAGAUGAUUUGCUGUCAUCCCAGGAGAAGACCUCAGGAAUGAAGGACGUCAUUGUGUCCAUCGACAUGAGCAAAGACUCGGAUGGCGACUCCUCCAAGCCGUCCUCCAAGGCCACUACCGCCCAGAACAGCCCGGCGAUACAGAAAGAUGAUGACGACGACGUCAAGGCCCCCACGCAGCCCCUGUUGAAAAAAGAUAAAAAGAGCCCCACCGUUCCGCUGAACAUGGCUGACCAGAGGCUGCUGGAGGCCAGUCAGCAGUUCCAGAAGAAGCAGGGGAAAGGGACCGUGGAUGUGUGGUGGCUGUUCGACGACGGCGGGUUGACUCUGUUGAUCCCCUAUCUGCUGACGAACAAGAAGAAGUGGAAGGACUGCAAGAUCCGCGUGUUCAUCGGCGGCAAAAUCAACAGGAUCGACCACGACCGCAGAGCAAUGGCUACCCUGCUCAGCAAGUUCAGGAUAGACUUUUCAGACAUCAAUGUCCUUGGGGACAUCAACACCAAGCCAAAGAAAGAGGGCAUGGUAGCCUUUGACGAGAUGAUCGAGCCGUACAGGCUGAAGGAGGAUGACAUGGAGCAAGAGGCGGCGGAGAAGCUGAAGGCGGAGGAGCCCUGGAGGAUCACUGAUAACGAGCUGGAGCUGUAUAGGGCCAAGACGAAUCGGCAGAUAAGACUGAACGAACUGCUGAAGGAGCACUCAAGCACAGCCAACCUCAUUGUCAUGAGUAUGCCCCUGGCGAGGAAAGGUGCGGUGUCCAGCGCGCUCUACAUGGCCUGGCUGGAGUCCCUGUCCAAGGACCUGCCCCCGAUCCUCCUGGUGCGUGGCAACCACCAGAGUGUCCUCACCUUCUACUCUUAAACUCCCGCCGCCUCGCGGGGGGCCUCGACACAAACCCAUUGCCAUCUAAGCGAAAAGAAGGGUUAAAAAAAAACGAGCAACUGAUAGUGAUGAUCUUAAUAAUGAUACCCGUAAUAGUAAUGCUAGCGAAAACCGGCCGCGCCGCCGGCGACCACCAUCCAUCGUCUCGCAACGUCUGGUGACGUCUACCCAACUCCUGCAAAAUGGAGGCUGAAGCUGUUUUGGAGGGGAAGGGGGGGCCUUCUUGUACCCUUGUAGUGACUUCAGUAUGUCAACACUCCCUCUGGUCUCGAAACAGAUCGGGAAAAAAAGAGAAACAAAUGAACAAAUUUCUUUGUUUUUUUGCUUAAACACACCCAAGCAUGCAAUUCAUAUUAUUAUUAUUAUUAUUAUUGUUGUCAUUAUUAAGCUAUCAAUAAUUUUGCUCAUUGAAGCAGCAAUAAUCACCAGUUUUCCUUUUCCUCUGUUGGGUGAAACCAUGCAGAAUGCUUUGCAACACCUUUUAUAGCCUUAAGGAUGUGCCUUCCAUGUGAAUCAAAUUUAAUUAAACUUCUCUGCCCUGAUUAAUCGUAUGACAGCAUAUAUGGAUGGAUAUGAUUAUUUUUGUUACUGGGUUUUAAAUGUUAAAAAUUCUGGUUUUAUUGGGGGGGGUUUAUGCAAGUGGACUUAAAUAGCAAGGUAUUCCACUCAUUUGCAUAAAAAGCUGGUGUUCUGGUGUUUUUUUUUCCUCAAAAUUUCAAUUGAUUUUUGUCCUCCAUUUUGAGUCUUCCUUUAAACUAUAAAUGAAUGAAAUUUGUUCCUUAAAGCGGUUCCCUCUGCAAUCACCAGAGCCUCGGCGAUCUGCUCAUAUUCAUGCAGUUAUAUGAAACUGCACAUUGCAUUGGUGAUGGUAAAAGUUUGCUUUCAUAUCUAUCUCUGUGUACAAAACAUGCAGAUAUGAGCAUAAGUCCAGAUCACCCUCUGCCAGAUAAAGACUGCAUCUGAUUAACCAGGGGGACACAUUUAGACUCAUUCAUGCAUGAAAGGACUGUAGUCUUGGAAUGGAAGGGACAUCAGAGCUGCUAAACAACAAGUGUUUUAACCAAAAAAAAUUGAAAAGAAAAUUAUUUCUGAACCCUGGCUGGUGUAACCCUACAAAGGAACCGAUGUAAUCCUACAUAAGAAUAGGACUUUUGCCUUAAUUAGAGUAAUGAUUGUUGUAUUUUAUUACUUUUUUAUGAUUCCUCUUAAGCCAUACUGGCUGACUGAUUAAUGAAUGGGGAAAUAUAGUUAUAUUGUAGAUAGAAGGGUAGGUGCAUAUAGAGAAUGUAACGUCGAUCUAUAGUAGAUAUUUUAAAAAUGCAUAAAUAUAUUCCAUCUUCCAGUCCCACCACCCUCAGUUUCAGGAGUGCUUUUUCCGCCCCUCCCGUCACGUAGAAAGUUCUGGAGUGAUGUCGCGAGUUGCGCUCUCGGCCCGACUGGCGGAAAGCUGUCAGCUGGUGAGCGCCUGCGUGUGAAUCUCACGCUGUUGCUGUGAGAGGGUUCAUCCGGGGUCUCUCUCUGCACGACUGGCCCAAACGGCAAGGGGCCUGCUCUCGUGAACCGACCUCUCAGAUAGCGGUCGCGCUUCUCCAGAGACCGCUAGGUGGUGUGGGAUUAAUGGCAACUCCUUUGUCCCCUCCUCCCCCCACCCCCUCCCCUCUGGUGGACUACCGUUUCACCAUGGGAAAGCUCCCAGCCCGUUCUUACAUGCAUUUGGUUCUCAGAUGUGAUUUUAACGCCAUACCUUUUUUUUUUCUUUUUUUGCAUAGCCUGUAUUUGUAUAAAGUGUCAUGCUGUUCAUUUGUAGGUACAAUCGUCUGGAGGGGGAGGAUCCAUUUCCCAAUUGAAGUAUAGUACGAAUGUUACAUGCAUUUUAAGGGGCCUCCUUGAAUCAGGUUGAUACCUCUAUGCAGAUGUGGUUUCGUAGUGAGCGUUUGUGAUAUAGGGGGGGCCACCUUUCUGAGAAAUCCUAAAAGGUUUCAGUUUCCCGAACUGAUGGUCUCAGCUUUAAGUCCAGAAUACCAGAUUUCUGUUUCAGUUUUUGACAUGUGUGAAUUUGGCCAUCCCAAGCGUGAAGGAACAGGGUCCAGAUAAGGGUGUCCUUCGGACACCAUGCUGUCUCAAUAACCUGCCAGAGCUCCGUGGCUUGUACCAUCUUGGAGCUCAUUAUGGGGGGUGGGGAGGUUCAAAAGGACCCACAUUGGUGGGGUCAACUAAUCAGGCUUCUGUUGCAGCACUGCCAGACCCCCCCACCCCACAAACAUCCAAAAGUGAGGAGUGUUCUUCAGACUGCCUCAUACUUCCUGGUCAAACAGGGGUCUCUUUUUUUUUUUUUUUUUUUCUCCAUUAUUGCUCACGCCUUACACAGCAAACUGUUUGUUUCGUCGUCACAGAGUUUGUAAAAGACUACUUCCUCUCCCUUUUGAUCUAAUCCCACAAGCAUUAGAAUCGUCUAGCGUGAAUGUAGUGUUUGGCACAUGGGAAGGUCAAAUUGAAUGUAAACGUGAUACACUAAAACGAAGUGGAGCCAAUGCUGGGGUACAGCGUCCUCGUGAAUUAUUUUUUUAUUAUCUUCUCGUGGCUUCAGGGGUUCUGCUGUGCUGUUUUCUCACCAUAUAUUUCAAGCUGCUUUUUUGGGGGGGGUGGUAAGUUGGGGGAAGGGUCUCAUUUCUGAUCCCCCAAAACCCUUGUGGAAAUAUCAGUUGAGGCUUGGUCUGUAUUUCAGGUUAUGUUCAAUAUAAACACCCACAUGACUGCAUCCCACCAAUCUGUGUUCAUUUUCAAUAUAAAUACACCAUGCGAUUAUGAACGUUUUUGAAUUGAUCUAUAUAUAUAUAUAUAUAUACCAAUGUAUAAAAGAUAACUUUGAAGUAUGUGCAAAGCAUGUAAUUACCUUUUUGAAAUGGGUGGGGGAAUUCUACAGUUCCAGAUGGUACUGAUUUGCAAUCUACUUGUCAAAGAUCUCACCUGUUUACCCCUGUACAGCGCCCAGCCUCCCCAACAGUUUUGAAUUGACCAAGAGCACGACCAUCCGUGUUCUUAGUUUUUUUGAGAAAAUAUAAAUUGGAGGGAGAGGGUUUUACCUUUUGAAGAUGUCACAUAACUUGCUAUUGAUAUUUAUGUCACAACCAAAUACUGUGUGUUUGUGUGUGCGUGUGCGUGUUAUUCAUUGAUAUAUAUAUAGACACACAUCGAUGUAUAGAUUCACAUAGCUGGUGAGGUGUGACGAAUUAUUACUCCUGUAGCAUCCUCUAGCGUUUUAUUCAUCCGUUUCUGAGGCUGUGUUCUAUCCAAGGCGAGUCACCUGUCGGUCGUGUUUAUUCUCAUUCCAUUUCAUACCUCUGUGUUUUCCACCCGUUCACUUGUCUGUAGCCAAAGUUCUCUCUUUCCUUCUCUGUAAGUCGUGAACCAUGAAAACGAAUGAAAAAUCAAAGCAAUGUUCAUACGCAUAAAGCCGACCCUAGUUCACACUGUUAUUCUUAACUAACCUGUAAAUAACUAGUUGUCUAACGAGAUAAAUUAAGGGAGUGGAAUAUUAAUGGCAAAUUAAUA